CUGUCGCGUCUUCCUUCUGCCAAUUUCAUUGGCUAACACCCCGAUGACAGCUCGCCCAAUCCGCGCUGCGAAGUAGCGACAGCUGCUUUUCUAUGGGCCAAUGGGAAGCGGCCCUGCUUUGGCGCCCACUUUGAGUGAGGGCGGCCCGCGGCUGCCGCCGUUUUCUCGCCGCUCUCCUUGCUGCCGCCAUGUUCGUCACCGACUACCGCCGGGAGUUCUACGACGUGAUCGUCAGCCAGCGAGUUCUUCUUCUUGUGGCUUCAGAUGUUGAUGCAUUAUGUGCUUGUAAAAUACUCCAAGCUUUAUUUCAGUGUGAUCACGUGCAAUAUACACUAGUCCCAGUGUCUGGAUGGCAAGAACUUGAAACUGCCUUUCUUGAGCAUAAAGAUCAGUUCAAAUAUUUUGUUUUUAUUAAUUGUGGUGCCAAUGUUGACCUUUUGGAGAUCUUGCAGCCUGAAGAAGACACUAUUUUUUUUGUGUGUGAUAGCCACAGACCUAUCAAUGUAGUGAAUGUUUACAAUGAAACUCAGAUUAAGCUGUUAGUGAAACAAGAUGACGAUCUCGAUGUUCCUGCUUAUGAUGAUAUCUUCAGAGAUGAAGAGGAUGAAGAAGAGGACUCAGAGAAUGAAAGUGAGGGCUCAGAACCUUCAGAUAAGCGUAGACGUUUUGAAGAGGAAGUAAUAGAGAGAACAAUGAAAAGGCGACAGAGGCGAGAAUGGGAGGCACGCAGACGGGAAAUUCUUUUUGAUUACGAGCAAUAUGAAUACCAUGGGACCUCAUCUGCGAUGGUGAUGUUUGAUCUGGCAUGGAUAAUGUCUAAAGACUUGAAUGACAUGUUGUGGUGGGCUAUUGUUGGCCUAACAGAUCAGUGGGUCCAGGAUAAAAUUACUCAAAUGAAGUACGUGACUGACAUUGGGAUUCUGCAGCGCCACGUGUCUCGCCACAACCACCGCAAUGAGGAUGAAGAAAAUUCUCUGUCAAUUGAUUGCAUGCGAAUAGCAUUUGAAUACGAUCUGCGGCUGGCACUUUAUCAGCACUGGUCUCUAUAUGAAAGUCUCUGUAAUACUUCAUACACCUCUGCUAACCUCAAGCUUUGGUCUGUACAAGGACAGAAGCGGCUGCAGGAGCUUUUGGCUGACAUGGGUUUGCCUUUGAAGCAAGUGAAACAGAAGUUUAAUUCCAUGGACAUGUCUUUGAAAGAAAAUCUUCGGGAAAUGAUUGAAGAAUCUGCAAAUAAGUUUGGAUUGAAGGAUUUAAGAGUUCAGACCUUCAGCAUUCACUUUGGCUUUAAGAACAAGUUCUUAGCAAGUGAUAUAGUUUAUGCCACAGCUUCUCUCAUGGAAAGUAUAGAGAAAGAGGGGCCCGAAACAACUAAUUUCAUUAAAGCUUUGGACAGUCUCUCCAGGGGCAACCUGGACAAACUGCACCAAGGACUGGACCUGGCCAAGAAGCAGUUACGUGCCAUUCAGCAGACAGUAGCCAGCUGCAUUUGCACCAACCUUGUAAUUUCCCAAGGGCCUUUUCUUUAUUGCUCUCUCAUGGAGGGUACACCAGAUGUAAAACUCUUCUCUAAACCAGUAUCUCUGUGCCUGCUUAGUAAAUACUUGCUCAAGUCCUUUGUUUGCUCUACAAAAAACAAGCGCUGUAAAUUACUGCCGCUGAUAAUGGCUGCGCCAAUGGAUGUUGAACAGGGAACUGUGAUCAUGGUGGGAAUUCCUCCAGAAACAGAAAGCUCUGAUAAAAAGAACUUUUUUGGAAGAGCAUUUGAGAAAGCUGCCGAUAGUACCAACUCGAGGACUUUACACAACCAUUUUGACAUGUCAAUAAUUGAAUUGAAAACAGAAGACAGGAGCAAAUUUCUGGAUGCGCUCAUUUCUCUCUUGUCCUAAUGACUGUUUCAGAUUGUCUUCUGCCCUUGUUACACCGUGGUGCUUUUUGGUUCCUUGUGCUGGAAGCUGAGGAUUUGUUGCUCUGAAGUUGAUUCAGAUGUUCCAGACUUCAUAGUGCUGCAGUUAUGUCAUCUUGCUGUAUCUGAAAUGUUCCGGUACAGGCUCGGACUUCUGGUUUUGUUCUUAAGAGGCUAAAGGAUUUCUAACCCAAGCACACAGAUAUUGGAUACUGCUUCUUUGUACAGACUCAGUCCUCGUAAAGGCAGAAUGCCUUAACUAGGAGAAUUUGUAAAUAGCGUUUCUGUCAAUCCUGCUUUUAUUAGUAGAUGUGCUCCUUUGAUAUUUAGCUGUGGGCUAAUAACAAAAGUAGGUUUUAAAGAAGUUCCAUAUUUAAAUGUUCCUUUAAAACUAUUUUGAAUGUUUUUAAAUGAUUUUUAAAGUAACUUCUUGAAAACCUGUAAUGAAAAUCUUUUUUGGUGCUAUCAGGUUAAAGUCUUGUACUUUGGUUGAAAUAGCUGUUUUGUGAGGCAAGUUUUAAGAUUUUAGGGAUUUAAAAUCCAUGUACUAAGAAACUGCCAGAUACCAGAUAAAAUCCAUGGAAUUUCAAUGCCAGCAAGGAGUUCUGAGUCGUGUAUUGUGAUGCUGUAUUGUCACUUGUAGACUAGCUUUGGCAAUAAUUUUCCUGGGAAGAAUCUAAAACAGCAUGAUAAUUGUGUGUGGACUGUAGUGUUAUCAAUACUGUCAGACCAGAUCUCUUCAGUUCCGUAACAAGUUCCAUUUCAUUUUGGUCGUCGGAAGUGGUAUUAUAUUUAGACUUAUCCUGCUGUGCAUUGAGUGGGUAUGUAUAUGUUUGGAAUUCUUUUUCUUCUUGCAAUGUUUGCUCGAAUUCUGUAUGACCUUGAUAUUUUCAGUGUAUUAUAAUGAAUAUGUAAAGGUUAUAUAUCAUUACAUUGUACUUGGUACAGAUUUUUAAUACAAGUUAUUUAAUACCAAAUGUGAUCUUGAUGUAGCCAACGGAAAACGAAUUAAACUAUGUAUUUUUAUCCAAGCAGAAGUGGUUCUUAAAUGCUGU
This is a messenger RNA of Numida meleagris (helmeted guineafowl), 2961 nucleotides long. RefSeq names its product cell division cycle 45 (gene CDC45). NCBI's taxonomy places the organism in Eukaryota, Metazoa, Chordata, Aves, Galliformes, Numididae. The transcript is spliced from 19 exons. The record is from RefSeq and is a predicted model, not a curated record. Gene Ontology annotation, molecular function: chromatin binding; single-stranded DNA binding; DNA replication origin binding. Gene Ontology annotation, biological process: mitotic DNA replication preinitiation complex assembly; double-strand break repair via break-induced replication; DNA replication initiation. Bases 189 to 1889 code for a protein of 566 amino acids. Gene Ontology annotation, cellular component: DNA replication preinitiation complex.